ACGUUGGGGUGCGCGCUACUUAAGGUCCUGCUGCGUGAGCCAUUGACGUGUUUGGAGCUGGAGACGGCCUGGGCGCUGGCGAAGCGGCAGCCCGAGACGCUGACAGGCAGCACCUUGGAAGGCAGCGCGGCCUCGGAUUCACAUCCUUUCAGUUUUUCCUUCGGCUUGCCUGCCCCAUUCCGUAAGAAGACCUAGGAUGCCCGUGGUGACGCACCGAUUGAGAGAUCCUGACAUAAAUCCUUGUUUGUUGGAAUCUGAUGCUUCUAGCAGAUGUAUGGAUGAAAAUAACUAUGAUAAGGAAAGAUGUUCCAGUUACUUCUUGAAGUACAAAAACUGCCGGAGAUUUUGGAAUUCCAUCAUGAUCCAAAGAAGACAAAAUGGAGUGACACCAUUUAUGCCCACAGCAGCAGAAAGAGAUGAAAUCUUGGGAGCAAUGGGGAAAAUGCCUUAUUGAAUGUUUACUCUAAAAUUGUUUAUGUAAACUAGAAGAUAUUUUUUUUUAAAUGUACAAUUACUAUAAUCUUUUAAAACUUGACUGGCCUUACCCAGACAGAUCUGAAGAUUUACAAGGAGAGACAGAAUUAAGGUAGUUUUGUGUCCUCUGUAUUUGUUCUCAAUGCCAUGAUAAUAUGUCACUGCCACGCUGCACUUCCAGGAAAUAAGGAGGGUUAGGAAAGACUAUUGGAGUUGAGCUUCUCUGCUGGGUCUCAAAUGAAAGUUUAGAUGUGAACAAACAAAGACUUAAUGGGGCUGGGACGUAGUAUUUCCAAAGAAAGGAAAUGAUGGGAAGAACAACAUGAUAGAAGGAAAUCUUCUGUUUCACCUAGAGUUUGAAGUGUGUAAAGGUGAAGGGGAUGAGUGGAAAGGUGGGUUGGGGUAGGUGUGUGGUGGUUCUCAAACCUCAGGCUUACCCCUAAAAAUCUCUUUUCUUCCUUGACUCACUCAUCUUUGUUUAAAUAAGGCUAGUACAUUCACUAGGGGGGAAAUGGGUAUAGAAAAACUGUUCUAAAUAAAUGGCAUGAAAAAGAACUGGUGUUCUUUCUUUUCUUUCUUUAAGGAAAGGCUUAGGAUCCUAGGCAACAGUCCAUAAAUUCUGGGUAACCUUAUGAAACUGUAUUAUCAGUUUUUGAACUACAGAAAGACAAAAAGAAAUGGGUUCCCCUGGAAGGAUUUCUGUUUACAGAGUGAGGUAGACAAGGAAGGAUGUGGGGGCUUAUCUAGUGAGCUCAACUUCAUUUUGUGAUAUAAAAAGAGUGAGUUUUCAGUUUGGUGCAUUGUAUAGCAUAUAUACUUGCUGCCUUUAAAAAUCUAGUUUGUUUCAUUUACAGAAUAGUUUUGUAAAGAGACAUUAUUUAAUAAAAUUUAAUGUAGACAACCAGUGAAAAUAAAUUGCCGUGUCCCUUCUUCUCCUCUGAUCCUGGAUCAAGAGCAUUGUUUUAAUGACUGCCGACAAUCAACUAUCCAUCUGAGUCCAAAACAGUUCAGAAGUUUUUAAAUUAUAUGACCUUGAUUGUUAAAUGUGAUUCUAUUUGAAUAAAAAAAUGGAUUGUUUCAAAAAUUCUUUCAAUUUUUGUAAUGUUGUAGAAAUAAUGGGUUAAAAUAGGACCUGAAGGGAAUUAUGUCCUAUUUGUGUGAGAAGCAUUUCAGUACAGGCUUGUUUCAGAGUUUGGAAUUUUAAUGUCACCUCUUUAAGUGUACAUACUAGUUAUCAAUAUUCAUUAUGUAGCUGUUUGUCCUGAUAUAGCUUUUAAAAUUUCCAUUUAUUUGUUUUAACCACUUUUGCCUUAUUAAUAAGCAUUUCAAAUAUAGACAUGAGUGCCCACCUUAA
This is a messenger RNA of Marmota flaviventris (yellow-bellied marmot), 1828 nucleotides long. RefSeq names its product coiled-coil-helix-coiled-coil-helix domain containing 7 (gene Chchd7). Gene Ontology annotation, cellular component: mitochondrion. Lineage: Eukaryota; Metazoa; Chordata; Mammalia; Rodentia; Sciuridae. Gene Ontology annotation, biological process: mitochondrial respiratory chain complex assembly. The record is from RefSeq and is a predicted model, not a curated record.